GCAUACAAGGUUAGUUCCUCAGAUGUUGUGACGCUAAAACGCGGAAGAGCAACAGAGACCUAACUCCUGUUUACGGAUUCCUUCUAAAGUUCUCGAGUUGUUUGCCGUUUCAGAAUAAAUCAGUUCGCCAAAGAGACAUAAAGCCUGCGUGGUCGAUCAUCCACGGUCAUGUGCGUUUCACGUUGAUGGCGUCCAGAUUUGCAAAUGCACGUUUCUAGUUGUUAUCAACUGUUAACAGGGUUUUUAUACUCAGCGUCAGACAAAAUGCCCUGAUGGAGAACAUCCGACCCCGGCUGAAGUUUGGAAAUAAAAUAGAUAAUGUGAAACUUAGGAAAAGAAAAUCCCACCUGUAUUCGAAGAAAGACGAAUGUCCUCUCAACAACGGCCUCAGAGUCAGACUUUUUGUAUUUUGUCUGGUGCUCAGACUGAUCAACUGCCUCCUUGUUCAGACCAGCUUUGUCCCUGAUGAGUACUGGCAGUCACUGGAAGUUUCUCAUCACAUGGUCUUCAAUUAUGGUUAUCUGACAUGGGAAUGGAAGGAGGGAAUCAGAGGCUUUUCUUAUCCACUCUUAUUUGCUGUUUUGUACAAGAUUUUGUACCUCCUAAACUAUGACUCAGUCUUGCUCCUGAAAUGGAUUCCAAGAAUCUUUCAAGCACUCCUGGCUGCGUUUGCUGAUGUGAAGUUUUUCUUCCUUGUCCGAUCAUUCGAGAGUCAAGAUGUCGCAAAAUGGACGUUCUUCUGCCAUCUGUGUUCAUGGUUUACGUGGUUCUGCUGCACUAGGACUCUAACCAACACCAUGGAAACAACCAUCACCUCUCUGGCUCUUUGUUAUUUUCCACUGGCCGGAUCCAAAACUCACAGCAGCAAAAAAUAUUUAGCUCUGGUCGCCAUGGCAGUCAUUUUUCGUCCAACUGCGCUGAUCGUCUGGUUUCCUCUGCUCAUGUACCAUUUCUGGAAGGAGGACAACAAACAGAGACUCAUCACUCAUAGUUACAUUCCAUUAGGGGUGUCAGCUGUUAUGAUUUCAACCACUAUUGACUGUAUUUUUUAUGGAAAGUGGACCAUGGUGCAGUUCAACUUCUUAAAGUUCAACAUUUUCCAUGGAGUGGCAGAUUUCUACGGCUCCCACCCCUGGCACUGGUACUUCACACAGGGGUUUGCAGUGGUGAUGGGUCCUCAUCUUCCUUUCUUUCUACAUGGAAGCGUCCUCGCCAUCAAAAAACACAAGAUCCUGUUGGCAACUGUUGUCUGGACCGUUGUGGUCUACAGUUUUCUUCCUCACAAAGAGUUCAGGUUCAUUUAUCCUGUGCUGCCUUUCUGUAUGGUCUUCUGUGGAGCAUCACUGGCAAAUCUGAAAGCGUGGCGUCGACCUGCAGCUCUGUUCUUGAUAGUGACCAACCUAGGUCUGGCUCUGUACACUGGCCUGGUCCAUCAACGAGGUUCUUUGGAUGUCAUGGACCACCUGCAGAUUCUUUGUGACAGGAGCAGCAUCCUCACACCUACACAGGCUGAUGUCCUCUUCCUCAUGCCCUGUCACUCUACGCCUUAUUACAGCCACAUCCACUGCCCCAUAAAGAUGAAGUUCCUCGAGUGUCCUCCAGAUCUUGGACAAGAAGGCUACGUGGAUGAAGCGAAGACGUUCUUCACCGAGCCUCUUCACUGGCUCACCGUCACAUUUUCAAACCAAUCUUCUCUGCCCACCCAUCUGAUUCUCUUUGAUGUUUUGGAAGAGAAAAUCUCAACAUUUAUAACAGUGAACAACUUUGUGAGGACCAGAGAAAUAUUUCAUACUCACUUUCCUGAGGGGCAGAUUGGAGAAAGCAUCUUUAUUUAUGAAAGGCACUAACCAAACACUCCUUCUAAAUCACACUGUUUGACAUUUUCUGGAUAAUAAAUAUUUUUAAGAUUUCAAAUGAUCAACUUUCAGAUGUGUCAAAUAUGUGUGUGUUGUCUCCAUUUUAGUGUUUUAUC
Messenger RNA from Cynoglossus semilaevis (tongue sole), 1972 nucleotides. It is a transcript of the gene pigb, whose product is annotated as phosphatidylinositol glycan anchor biosynthesis, class B. Gene Ontology annotation, molecular function: alpha-1,2-mannosyltransferase activity. Lineage: Eukaryota; Metazoa; Chordata; Actinopteri; Pleuronectiformes; Cynoglossidae. The record is from RefSeq and is a predicted model, not a curated record. Gene Ontology annotation, cellular component: endoplasmic reticulum membrane. Bases 273 to 1847 code for a protein of 524 amino acids. Gene Ontology annotation, biological process: GPI anchor biosynthetic process. The transcript has 12 exons.